UAUACACAAAUUCAAAUAUUAACAUCAAGCAUCAUCAAUUUAUUAGAAAAAUGGCCUCUUCAUCAGCAAUCAGUGAUAACCACAGGGCAGCUCUAGACAAGCUAAAGGCAGAAUUAGGAUCGGGAGCUGAAAGUGGGCUAGGGGAUGAUGUGAAAAUGGCAUACAGCAAUGUGAAUGCACAACCAUCCCAAGCAACAACAAGAGCAUGUAUGCUCAAUGAUGGAGUGGGAACAAUCACCUUACAUGACUAUAAAGAUUGGUCUGGUAAAGUGUUUGGCUCGUAUCCACCUAGUAUUCCGAUGACUCGUUCGGGUAAGUCAACUCAUCGAGGCGUUCCUCCAAAAGAUUCACAGGGCUCUAUGGGGGCGGUUGUUUAUGUUGGCUCCAAUGUACAAGGACAACCUAAUAAUUGUGCAUGGGUCUUGGCCUGGUGGGUCGCUGGCGAUGGCUCUUCCAAUAAGAUAUACGUGGAAACCGGACCUUGUAGCAAGUAUCCAAAGAAUAAAAUUGACUGGGACUCUAUCAAAGACAUGCUGAUGAAUUCUAUUAACGAAAGUAAUCAUCGUGACGACGAUACCGGAGCUGAGGCAUCUGCUAAAAUUGAUGAAACUGGAAAUAUUCCUGCUUGUGCUGUUGUCUUCGAUGUCACCCUUUAA
Molecule: messenger RNA, 656 nt
Organism: Amaranthus tricolor (Joseph's coat)
Lineage: Eukaryota; Viridiplantae; Streptophyta; Magnoliopsida; Caryophyllales; Amaranthaceae
Product: jasmonate-induced protein homolog
Exons: 3
Coding region: 51-656 (201 amino acids)
Source: RefSeq, a predicted model, not a curated record